This is a messenger RNA of Chaetura pelagica (chimney swift), 2199 nucleotides long. It is a transcript of the gene GALNT3, whose product is annotated as polypeptide N-acetylgalactosaminyltransferase 3. The transcript has 10 exons. Gene Ontology annotation, cellular component: Golgi apparatus. NCBI's taxonomy places the organism in Eukaryota, Metazoa, Chordata, Aves, Apodiformes, Apodidae. The record is from RefSeq and is a predicted model, not a curated record. The coding region runs from base 92 to 1990 and encodes 632 amino acids.
CAGGUGUUAUAACUUCAAGAAAUGCUGUGAUCUAUUUGAAGAGCAUCAUUCACAUAAACUUAUGUCUUGUGAUACCUUUUUCUAAACUAGAAUGGCUUUGAAAAAAACACCUAAACUACUCAAGAAGUUAUUUUUUCACUGGAAACUUUGGAAAUUUAGCAUUAUUGUGUUUGUCUUUCUGGUAUUUUUAUUUUUACUCCAAAGAGAAGUGGGUGUUCAAGAUUUUAAAGAUGAAGCAAGGAUUGAGCCAGUUGCUAGAAAGAAAAGUCAUGUAUUAGGUCUCAUGUUAAAUGCUAUGAACAAUAUCAAGGACGUAAAGCCAAAAAUGCAGAUAAAAGCACCUGUUAGGCAAACUAAGAUUCCUGGAGAGAGAUACUGUUUGCCAGGACACUAUACUCCAGUGGAACUGAAACCCUUUCUAGUUCGUCCUCUUCAAGAUCCUAAUGCUCCUGGAGCUUCUGGUAAAGCAUUUAAAACCAUCAACUUAAAUUCAGAAGAACAGAAAGAAAAACAGCGUGGAGAAGAAAAACAUUGUUUUAAUGCAUUUGCAAGUGAUAGGAUUUCUUUACAUAGAGAUCUUGGAUCAGACACUCGGCCUCCUGAAUGUAUUGAACAAAAGUUUAAGCGUUGCCCACCAUUGCCAACCACAAGUAUUAUAAUAGUUUUUCAUAAUGAAGCAUGGUCCACUCUGCUCAGAACUGUUCACAGCGCUAUGUACACAUCUCCUGCUGUGCUGCUAAAGGAGAUUAUUUUGGUGGAUGAUGCCAGUUCAGAUGAAUACUUGCAUGAUAAACUAGAUGAGUAUGUGAAACAAUUUCAAAUAGUUAAAGUAGUCCGUCAAAAGGAGAGAAAAGGUCUGAUCACUGCAAGGCUGUUGGGAGCUUCAGUAGCAACAGGAGAGACCCUUACCUUUCUGGAUGCUCAUUGUGAAUGCUUUUAUGGCUGGUUAGAGCCAUUAUUGGCAAGAAUAGCUGAGAACCCUGUUGCUGUUGUAAGUCCUGAUAUUGCUUCUAUAGAUCUCAAUACUUUUGAAUUCAGUAAACCAUCUCCUUAUGGGCAUAGCCACAACAGAGGAAAUUUUGAUUGGAGUUUGCAAUUUGGGUGGGAGUCCCUCCCUAAACAUGAAAAUAAAAGAAGAAAAGAUGAAACCUAUCCAAUUAGAACACCUACUUUUGCUGGAGGUCUCUUUUCAAUAUCAAAAGACUACUUUGAACACAUUGGGAGCUACGAUGAAGAAAUGGAAAUAUGGGGAGGUGAAAAUAUAGAAAUGUCUUUCAGAGUAUGGCAAUGUGGUGGACAGUUGGAGAUCAUGCCUUGCUCUGUUGUUGGCCAUGUCUUUCGCAGCAAGAGUCCACAUACUUUCCCAAAAGGUACUCAAGUGAUCACACGUAAUCAAGUCCGCCUUGCAGAAGUCUGGAUGGAUGAAUAUAAAGAAAUAUUUUACCGAAGAAACACAGAAGCAGCAAAAAUAGUGAAACAAAAAACAUUUGGAGACAUCUCAAAAAGACUUGAUUUAAGGCAGCGUCUGCAGUGUAAAAAUUUUACCUGGUAUCUCACUAAUGUUUAUCCAGAAGCAUAUGUGCCAGACCUGAAUCCUUUGUUUUCUGGAUAUUUAAAGAACAUAGGUAACCAUAUGUGCCUGGAUGUUGGUGAGAAUAACCAUGGUGGCAAACCAUUGAUUAUGUAUUCUUGUCAUGGACUGGGAGGAAAUCAGUACUUUGAAUAUUCUGCACACCAUGAAAUUCGACAUAACAUUCAGAAGGAGCUGUGCCUUCGUGCCUCUGAGGGACCCGUGCAGCUUGGCGAGUGUAACUACAAAGGCCAGAAAACCUUUGCUGCUGGAGAAGAGCAGUGGCUGCACCAAAAGGAUCAAACUCUGUACAAUGCAGCACUGAAUAUGUGUCUUACAGGCGACGGAGAGCAUCCAAGUUUGGCAUCCUGUAAUCCAUCAGACCCCUUCCAGAAGUGGAUUUUUGGCCAGAACAAUUAAGAUUUUAUAUUUAGAGGCCAAGAGCAUUUUAUUGAAAGAAAAGAUCCAUUCUAAACUGUGGCCAUAUAUGUAUACACCUUAUUUAACUGAUGCAUACUUUAAAUGCAAAAUGUUUAAACACUUUAUUUUCCAUCUUAGCUAAACUGGAUAUAAAAUGUGUCAUCAUAGACUCCCUAGGAGUCUGUUAUACCAAAGAUGAUUGAGGUCCC